AGUAUUUAAAGUUAAAUAUUCACGGAAAAAACAUAAAUAAAUAAGUGUAUAAAGGCCUCCUUCUUGAAGCACAUGCUCGUGUAACUUGGCGGUUCUAGAAGUUUCCCUACAACAGAAAACGCAGGGUAGGGCAAGGUGGUUUUCCUCCAUUCCCACAGCCGAAACGCCAUGGCGCUGAAAUCCUUCUUCCUCUCCAAAUCUAAAUCCCAAUUUCCCACCCUCUUAAGCCGCGCCUUCUCCUUCCAUUCCUCCUCCGCCGCCUCAUUUUGCACCUCGCCGGAAACCCCUGAUCAGCCCCAAAAACCAAACCCCAAACUGAUAAACUUCUCCCCUUCCGACACCGAUUCCGACUCCGACGCCGCAGCUCCAGCUACACGUCCCGACAAGUCCAAAAUCCCACCGCCGUACAACCCGUUCAGCAAGGAGCCGGCCAUCAAAGGGCCCGGGGACCCGAAGAAUCUGCAGGAGGUGUUCGCGAAGAUACGCGAGGACGGCCUGAUGAACAGCGCAGCCAAGAUGUUCGACGGAUUGUCCCAAGACGGGCUGACCCACGAGGCCCUGGAACUCUUCUCCCGGAUCAAGGACAGAGGCGAGAUGCCGGACGUGAUCGCCUACACGGCGGUGAUGGAGGCGUACGUGGACGCCGGGCAGGCGAAGGAGGCGCACAAGGUGUAUCUGCGGAUGCUGGCGAGUGGGGUGUCGCCCAAUGCCUAUACAUACAAGGUCCUGAUCAGGGGGCUAGCCGAGAGCGGAGCGGCCAAGGAGGCGAGCAAGUACGUGGGGGAGAUGGUGGGGCGGGGGAUGAGGCCCAAUGCGGGGACGUGCGUGGCAGUGUUUGAGGGGCUGCUGAAGGCGGAUCUCCGGAAUGAGGGGAUACAGUUGCUGGAGAUGUUGAAGGCAAAGGGCGUCGCGCCCCAAGAAGACAAAAUCAGGGAUGUGAUUAAGAAUAAGAAAGGGAGCAUUCCGAGUUUGAUCAUCAAUGUUUUAUAUGCCAACUGAUUAUUUCUUCGUUCUCAGAUUAAAUCAAAUACCUUUAUGUCUUGAGUUGCAAAA
Molecule: messenger RNA, 1053 nt
Organism: Salvia miltiorrhiza (redroot sage)
Lineage: Eukaryota; Viridiplantae; Streptophyta; Magnoliopsida; Lamiales; Lamiaceae
Product: pentatricopeptide repeat-containing protein At4g38150-like
Exons: 1
Coding region: 169-999 (276 amino acids)
Molecular function (GO): protein binding
Source: RefSeq, a predicted model, not a curated record